Exaiptasia diaphana is the source of this 819-nucleotide messenger RNA. RefSeq names its product formin-binding protein 4. The record is from RefSeq and is a predicted model, not a curated record. Lineage: Eukaryota; Metazoa; Cnidaria; Anthozoa; Actiniaria; Aiptasiidae.
ACAUCAUCAGCUGUCCCACCAACGCAGCCGGUAAAAACCAAAAAGAAAAAGAAAACAAAGAAAAUGUUUGGCACAUCACUAUCAUCAAAAGUAAGAAAGGUGUCAUCGUUGGUCCAGAAAUGGCAGACAAUUGAACAACAAGUUCAACAGCCUGACAUAUUGGACAGCAGCGAGUCUGAGGAAGAAGACCAGCAUGUUGUGAAUGCCAGGAUGAUAGAGGAAUGGAAACAAACUCAGUUGGAAAGAAAUCAUUAUGAUAGGCCUAAAUAACUCAGAUUCUAGUGUUCCUGGUGGAAGAACAAAAAAAGGGAAAUUGGAGGAGAGAAAGAAAAAGAUAAGAUUUGAAAAAAAAGUAGCAAAGUAACAUUCAAAGCUGAAAAGUAAACCAUUGUGAAAAUCAUUAUGAGAAGUGAAAAAUUCUCCUAGGAAGGAGCUCAUAAUGAAAGUAAAGAGAASUAAUGAGAAAAGAAAAGUAAAAAGGAACAUUGAAUAGAAUAGUUUCYAGUGCCAUCUUCAAAGGCAGCCAUGCCUUUGCAUGAAUGCAUGAUGAUUAGUGAGUGUGCAAUGAGACAAUAAAUUAUUUGCAUGUUUCCGUCAUKGCAAGCCCACCAGUCAUCUAACUUARGARGCAAARGURUGGUUACCUUUCAAAAUGACACAGGGAUCCCCAAAGGAGAAUAUUGUACMAUGUAAUAAAGUUCUGUAACAACACAAUACAAGAAUAAAAGAAUCUAACAGUUGUGUUGUAAAAGUUAAAUAAACAAAAUUUUGUAUUGUAGCUGGAGAAUUAUUUGAAUAAAGAACUGUUUAACAUUUGAA